This is a messenger RNA of Serpula lacrymans var. lacrymans S7.9, 571 nucleotides long. RefSeq lists its product as uncharacterized. The record is from RefSeq and is a predicted model, not a curated record. The coding region runs from base 30 to 467 and encodes 145 amino acids. NCBI's taxonomy places the organism in Eukaryota, Fungi, Basidiomycota, Agaricomycetes, Boletales, Serpulaceae. The transcript is spliced from 4 exons.
AUCUCCUCGCGUAAUCCCCGUUUAUUUCCAUGAUGCCAGACGUGGAGGUCAAAAAUGAAACCAGUGUUCCUCUUCGUAUUGCAAUGAUUGCUGUUUCGCCGAUACAUUGUGAUAACUAUGUUGAGGCGGGACAAUCGUUCAAUGCACACGUAGGCUCUUUUCAAUUUACCUUCGAAGCGCGGACAAUCGAGAACGGAAACGAAUACUCGGUGGAGGACUCCCUGGCUAAAGCAGGCCUAAUAUCUGGUGCAGUGGCGGCUGGAACGGCAUCAGUUGCCCUUAGCAUGUCAGGCCCUGAAGCUGGUGGUAUAUCUCCACUGUUGAUGAAGGGUGCUCAAUCUGCUGGUGAGGCGUAUGGCACACCCGCUCAAGGGGUUGUCCUACAGAAUAGCCGCCCAGUGGGUUUUGAAAACCUUAUCUUUUCGAUUCGCACGGAAAACGACCAGUAUCAGCUUGUGGAGGCGUAAACAAUGACUUCAACUGUAGUAAAUCACUAUAAUAUGAAGCAGCCCAAACUCCUGUACGCGAUUUCUUGAGCCCAAUAAUGAUAGUCAUAGCCCUAGCUUCGAGA